Messenger RNA from Paracoccidioides lutzii Pb01, 1638 nucleotides. RefSeq lists its product as hypothetical. The coding region runs from base 1 to 1638 and encodes 545 amino acids. The transcript is spliced from 6 exons. Gene Ontology annotation, biological process: transmembrane transport. The record is from RefSeq and is a predicted model, not a curated record. Gene Ontology annotation, molecular function: transmembrane transporter activity. Gene Ontology annotation, cellular component: membrane.
AUGGACGCUGCCCCAGAUGGAGUGGCUCAACUGUCUCCCCCUAAAGGCUCGCCCAGGCAAUCUGUGCACGAAGCUCCGGGUCGGUAUAGUAUGGAUGGUAUCGAGGAGGCCAUUGAUGAUAUUGACGGCAAUGGCAUAAUGCGGGGACAUACCAAAAAUGACCGAAAGGACAUGAGUCGCAUGGGCAAGCGACAAGAAUUGAUCAGAAGCUAUCGUCCGCUUUCUGCCCUCAGUUUUGCGCUUAUCCUACAGGCUACGUGGGAGUUUAUGUUGAUAUCUAAUACCGAGGGCCUUAAAAAUGGUGGCCUUGCCGGAUUAUUCUGGUCCUAUCUCUGGACCUUCAUUGGUUUUGGUUUCGUGAUAUUCUCUCUUGCAGAAAUGGCUUCCAUGGCCCCAAUUUCUGGAGGACAAUAUCAUUGGGUAUCGGAGUUUGCGUCAGAAAAACAUCAGAAGUUCUUGAGCUACGUCACUGGAUGGUUGUCUGUUUUGGCAUGGCAAGCCGGUGCGGCAUCUGGGUCCUUUCUGACAGGUAACAUUAUCCAAGGACUGCUCACCGUCAACAAACCAAACUAUGAAUCUACCGCUUGGAGGGGUACCCUUCUUGUAUUUGCCAUGGUGGCCCUGAUCUAUGUUUUCAAUAUAUGGGUGGCCCAGGGCCUGCCCAUGAUACAGAAUCUUCUACUUGUCAUCCACGUCUUCGGUUUUCUGGCAGUCGUGGUCGUUCUGUGGGUUAUGGCUCCCCAUCAAUCCGCUAAAGCCGUGUUCACAGAAUUUAAAAACGGCGGAGGCUGGCCAAAUAUUGGAGUAAGCGUUCUGAUCGGACAGCUUUCAGCUAUAUACGGAAGUUUGAGCGUUGAUGCAACCGCCCAUAUGGCGGAAGAAGUUAAAGAUGCGGGUAGAAACGUACCAAACGCGAUUGCCUGGGGGUAUAUCACGAACGGAAUACUCGCCGUCAUAUUCAUCGUCACCUAUAUCUUCUCCAUCCCGUCCGUUGACGACGCGCUGAGGGACCCUUCAACGUUCCCAUUCAUCUAUGUAUUUCGCAACGCAGUGUCAACGAGUGGGGUAAACGCACUCACGAGCGUCAUUCUCAUCCUAGUAAUCGCAAGCAAUAUCUCCUUCAAUGCCUCCGCUGCCCGCCAAACGUUCUCCUUCGCACGAGACAAAGGCCUCCCAUUUUCCAGAUGGCUUUCCGCUGUCCAUCCAACAAAACACAUACCGGCAAACGCCAUAUUGAUUUCCUGCCUUAUCAGCGCGCUUCUCUCGCUCAUUAACCUUGGAUCAAGUGCCGCAUUUCACGCCAUCAUCUCUCUCAACGUCGCUGCUCUCAUGGCUACAUACGUUGUCUCAAUCAGUUGUGUACUCUAUCGCCGCCUUACAUGCCCGGAGUUGCUGCCCCAUGCACGCUGGAGUUUGGGCCCCGUUUUUGGCCCGAUUAUCAAUGCCAUCGGCCUAACUUAUGUUGUGUUCGCGCUCUUCUGGUCGUUCUGGCCUGCUGACAGGCAUGUCACUGUGAACAAUUUCAACUGGAGCAUUGUUAUAUUUACCUGCGUGGUCGCACUUAGCCUCGUAAUGUACUGUGUGCAGGGCGGGAAGACGUACACGGGGCCUGUCACUACGGUAAUUGGCAGGUAUUGA